GUGUCAAUGAUAUGCCAAUGGUAGUCUGAAGUCAGUUUAAUUAUUUUAGUUUCACUUUUUCUGUUGGUGUAAUUCAAGUUACUGAUGGAGGGUAACUGAGGUAUAAUUUGUAUACCUUAAAAAAUUAUAGUCACAAUCCCAAUUCCCAGUCUAAAACGAUUAUGAUUCAAUAGAAAGUUGCAAGAUUUAGUUUUGUUGUUGAUUGACUAAUGAAUAUUUACAGCUUUGGGAGUGUCAUUAUAUAUGAGUGUGAUUUCAAUGUGCUACUUUUAUAAUUUUGGGUCAGCCCUCCAUCAUAAGUAUGAGGCACUGGUGGCUCUGCGUGUUGCUCACAGGACCAGUCUUUUUGAUAAGUGCAGAGUACAUUCCUCCCGGGCCUGCGUAUCCAUGUCCCAAAGAUGCUCAAAGACAGUUGCUAUACCCUUGCACCUGCGAGAAUGGAACGGAUGCAGGGCUGCACAUCCGAUGUGAGAAUGUGGGGCUGGCGGUGCUUAGUGUGGGCCUUGGAAAUAUUGCAGGCCUCGGCUUGCCUAUUGAAAGGCUGGAGCUUAGAGAAUGCAAAAUAGGUAGACUGUUUGGCGCGUUAUUGCGACGGGUGCGUGUGCGGGUGCUGCACAUGGUGGACACACCGUUGCGCACUAUAGACGAGGCCGGCUUCGAGGGCGUAAACAGCACACUACAGGAGCUCUAUAUGCGUAACACAGAAAUGGCUACCUUCCCUAAGGAAGCCUUUAGGAUACUGGGCAACCUAUCGAUCCUGUCAAUAGAUGGGCACUUGAUGCAGUCCCUGGCGCAGGAUAUAUUCGUGGGCAGCGCAGCGGCCGGCAGCCUGUUACGCCUGCACCUUCCCAACGGACUCCUCGCAGACAUACCCCCUGAGGCCUUUCAGCACCUGAAAAAGCUGCGCACGCUGGACCUGCACGGUAACCGACUCUCGGCCCUUAAGCGCAACCAGUUCCGCGGCCUGCGGGACCUCGAGCUGCUCGACCUCAGCUACAACAACAUAACGAAGCUGGACGGCAGUCACAUGGGCGACCUCACUAAGCUGGGCUGGUGCAACGCCAGCCAUAACCUCAUCGCGGACAUACCCAGGGGCAUGUUCGCGCGCAACACGGUCAUCAAGGUGGUGCACCUCGACAACAACCGGCUGCGAAAGCUCGACACCAACGCCUUUCGCGGCAUGCGCUUCCUCAGGCGGCUGUACCUCCAGGACAACCAGAUCGCGGAGGUGGGACGCGGCACCUUCGCGGCGGUGACGCGCAUCGGCACCGUCGACCUCGCGCGCAACCUCAUCACCAAGGUCGACUUCCAGAUGUUCCAGCAGGUCAAAUAUGCCGAGAUAAUAAACCUGGCGGAGAACCAGAUAAGCGUGAUAGAGCAGCAGGCGUUCACUGACCUGUACCAGGCCGUGGUGAACGUGUCGCACAACGCGCUGGCCGACAUAGAGGUGGGCGCCUUCCAGAACUGCAACAACCUGACGGCGCUCGACCUCAGCCACAACCGGCUUGCCGCAGUGCCGCGCGGCGCCUUCGACCUCAACACCUACGCCUUCGUGCUCGACGUCUCCCACAACCGCUUCGAGGACUUCAUGCAGAUCCCUAUCCAAAACAUGUCGGGCCUGAGCGUCCUCAACGCCAGCCACAACGCGCUCCGAGACCUGCCCAAGCAAGCCUUCCCCAAGCUCUACGAGUUGCACACCGUCGACCUCGCUCAUAACAACAUCUCGCUCAUCGGCAACGCCGCCUUCCAGAACCUCUUCUCCCUCAGGUACCUGAACCUGUCGCACAACGCUCUGGAGCGCAUCGGGCCGGCGGCGUUCGGCGCGCUGGCCACCCUGCUGCGGCUGCAAGCUUCGCACAACGGUCUGCGUGACCUCUCUCGCGGCGCCCUCGCGCGCCUCGCCUCCUGCCGCAACAUCGACCUCUCCCACAACCGUCUCGACACCAUCUUUCAGAUACCCAUCAGCCUCAGCGAGCUGGACCUUUCCUACAAUAACCUGACGGAGGUGCGCAGCAAGACCUGGCCCCCCAUGAACGCGCUGCUAUCGCUCGAGCUGGAGGGCAACCGGCUGGGCGAGGGAGAGCUGCCCGGCGACGCCUUUGUGCCGCUGCUCACACUGCAACGCCUGGGCCUGGCGCGCAACGGCCUCGCGGCGCCGCCCUGGCAAGCCCUCAACGCCCUCUCCAGCCUCCAGUAUCUCCACCUCCAGUACAACAACAUAACGACGCUGUCGAAGUCGGCGUUCGGCAACCUGCCGACCACCUUCGAGGUGGACCUGUCGUACAACGCACUGGAGGCCGUGGCCCCCGGCGCCUUCCGCGGCCUGCCGCAGCUGCUGCGUCUGCGCCUCGCCCACAACCGCCUCGCGCACCUGCCCAAUGGCGCGCUGCAGGGACUCGUCGCGCUGCGCCAGCUGGACCUGUCGCACAACGCGCUCGAACGCAUCGACAACAAGACGCACGGCCUGCUCGACGACUGCCUCUCGCUGGAGGAGGUGGACUUGAGUCACAACCAGUUCGGGUCCCUGAGCAAGAAGACGUUCCCGUCGAGCCCGUGGGUGCCGUACCGGCUGCGCGUGGUCGACCUCAGCCACAACCGGCUGCCCGUGCUGACGGCGGACCUCGCGCACGGCACGCGCACUCUGCUCCGCCUCCGCCUCGACCACAACUACAUCGACGACAUCCGUCACGGCGUGCUGGCAAACCUGACGGCGCUGCAGCACCUGGACCUGUCGCACAACCGGCUGCGGGAUCUCGUCUCGCGCACCUCUGAGGCCGAGCUCGUGCUGCCGCGCAACCUGAGCGAUCUUGUGGUCAGCGACAACCUGCUGCGGCGGUUGCCGCUGCGCGCGCUCCUGGCCGCGCCGCGGCUGCGCCGAUUGGACGUGCGCCGCAACGCGCUCGCGGUCUUCCCCCGCGACCUCGUGCGCCGCGUGCGCGACGGCGCCCUGCACGUGCUCUUCGAAGGCAACAAUUUGACUUGCGACUGCGUGACGAGACCGCUGAAGCACCUGGUGUCCCGGCUGACGCGGCGCGAGCUGGCCGACGAGGAGGGCUACGCGGCGCUACGCUGCGCGGAGCCCGCGGCGCUGGCGGGCCUCACGCUGGCCGAGGUGCCGGAGGAGCGGCUGCAGUGCGCCGCGGGCCCGCCUCCCGACCUGCCCACUGACGACGACCCUCUCUACGGUGUGACCGCCGAGCCCGACGUCGUGUUCCGCGACGUGCAGUGUUCGCAGACGGCGGUGUUCGUGUCGUGGCUGGUGGCGAGCGCGCGCGACGUGGCGGAGGCGGCGCUGGUGGUGCGCGGCGCGGACAACGCGGUGCUGCACCGGGAGACGCUGCCGUACCACGUGCGCUCGGCGACGCUGCCGGUGGCGGGGCCGCUGCGGCGCGCGCUGGAGGACGCCGGCGCAGGCUCGCUGCAGGUGUGCGUGCUGCCGAUGACGUCGGAGGGGCGCGCGCUGGACUGGCACGAGACGCAGUGCCGGCAGCUGGAGGGGAGGUUCUCCUCGUGGCCGCGCAAGCUGUCGGUGGACAAGCGGCGGCUGAGCGGGCGGCGGCGCGCGGGGGGCGGCGCGCUCGCGCUCGUCGGCGACUCCAUCCUGCUCACGCUCUGCAUCUUCCUCGGCGUCUGUUUCCGCCGCCUCGCGGACCUCGACCUCUGACCUCACCCGACUAGAAAUCUUGUCAAGGUGAGGGGGGGAGAGAGGGGGUGGUGUAACGAAACAUUGGCUUUAACGUUUCUACUCAUGAUUGAAUCUCGUUGUGAUUUUUUAGUAUUUUUUUACAUUCCAAUUUUUAUAUUUUAUUUCUAGUAUAUAAGACAAAAUGAAUAUAUACAAGU
Messenger RNA from Papilio xuthus (Asian swallowtail), 3843 nucleotides. RefSeq names its product insulin like growth factor binding protein acid labile subunit convoluted (gene conv). The record is from RefSeq and is a predicted model, not a curated record. Bases 302 to 3664 code for a protein of 1120 amino acids. Lineage: Eukaryota; Metazoa; Arthropoda; Insecta; Lepidoptera; Papilionidae. The transcript has 19 exons. Gene Ontology annotation, molecular function: protein binding.